AUGAAUGAGGCCUGUUGUGGUGUCAACCAGCAGCUGGCAGAGACCUGCUCUGAUGAUGCCAGUCACAACUGCUUUACAGGGUUAUAUGCAGCAAUGGAGAGCCUUAAUAUAGAGGAUCCAGAAGAUGGAAAUAAUGAAGUAGAAUCAUCUGACAUGCGUGAUUUUGCAGAGAUGAUGGCUGUAAAGGCAGACGGAUCGAGCAAGUUAACUUCAACUCCAAAGUCGCAGCAGCAUAAAGAGACGGACUCAGCUUCAUUUGGGGAUGUUAUCAGACGGUUACCCCUGCUGAACGCUUUACUAGUUGAACUCUCACAGCUGAACGUCCAGACGGCGCAGCAGCAGGCCUUAUCGGUUCAUCCUAACCUGGCGUGGUUGUACACAUCAGCACAGGAGCCAUCAGGAGUAAAACCCAAAGCUGAGAAUCAGAAAACAAACCCUAAACAGAGACUUGAUCAAUGCACGAUGAAAGCAGUAAAGAGUGCAAAGAGAAGCAAAGAAAAAUUGCAACCUAAGAAGACGCUUAAAUACGGCUUGACAAAUACUUUUCGUCUCAGACUCAAACUGGUCAAACCAGGUACCAAAAGGCAUGAAUGCAUCGAAUACCAGGAUGCAAAACAAGACCAGCCAUCAUCAUCUGACCAUAAACGUGUUCGUAAGGCAGCUAGAAGGGGUGUUUGUUCGGAUGAAACUGUUGAAACAUUAAUAAGCAGUUUUGAUAUGCACCCAACACCAACUGCAACUGCAUCAAAAUCACAAACAAGAUCAAGUAUUGGAAAACACAUCACAAGUGCGCCAAAUGAGGAACGUCAUUUGACUGAGAAAGACAAAAAAGUUCAAGUUCAUAUUCCAAGUCAGUAUUCAGAGCGCAGUGACCAGCAUUCAGCUUCAUCUAUGCAUGAUUCUACUCUUGGCUUCCAGAGAGGAGAUAGUAGAGCGAGCAGUAAUGGCUUGAGUAAUGGCUCCUACGGACAAGAAGAGUAUCAGGAUGACUUCACGAGCCUAAACACAACCGAGGGAUACUCACCCGACCCGUUCAGCAGUCCAGAACCAAGCCGACGUAAGAGAAACAGCAGUUCGAGCUCUUCAAGCUCCUCUCAUCCAAGCAAAGGUCUACCUGUUCCUGCAAUGGAGAACUCUCCACAACGUGCUCUCAAAAGCACACACGUCAUCCGACCGCGUCUUCAGACCUCCGCUCUGAGUCUGUCUUCAGAUGAGGAUGAGUUUGAGUCUGGAGGUCACAGGCCUGGCCACAGCAGUGGACCAAAGACUCCAUCUGUGCGCAGGACAUUUGGAAAAUCAGAGAGCUUUGACAGUGACACUGGUGAUAAGGGCAUGACAUUUAGCUGGGUGUCAGAGGACUCCGAUUUAGCUGCUAAUAACCCGGUGCUAAAGUCCAUUUCAUCGUCAGAGCUUGAAGAGGAACGGGAUGAACUGGGCUCUCUGGGACUGGACAAGAAUUACCAUCACAUUUCAGAACUGGUGAUCAACAAACUACCAGGCUAUACACUGUGA
Messenger RNA from Sinocyclocheilus grahami, 1512 nucleotides. RefSeq names its product microtubule-associated protein 10-like. Gene Ontology annotation, biological process: cytoplasmic microtubule organization; mitotic spindle midzone assembly; positive regulation of cytokinesis. Lineage: Eukaryota; Metazoa; Chordata; Actinopteri; Cypriniformes; Cyprinidae. The record is from RefSeq and is a predicted model, not a curated record. Gene Ontology annotation, molecular function: microtubule binding. Gene Ontology annotation, cellular component: centrosome; mitotic spindle midzone; cytoplasmic microtubule.